Messenger RNA from Trypanosoma theileri, 891 nucleotides. RefSeq names its product Low complexity protein. The coding region runs from base 1 to 891 and encodes 296 amino acids. The record is from RefSeq and is a predicted model, not a curated record. The transcript has a single exon. Lineage: Eukaryota; Euglenozoa; Kinetoplastea; Trypanosomatida; Trypanosomatidae.
AUGUCGGGGAUUGACUACUCAAAAUGGGAUAAACUCUCUGACAGCAGUGCGUCAGAUAAUGAUGAUAAUGAUAAUAAUUAUGAUAAUAAUGAAGGGAAAGUAACAGGAGACCCGAGAGUCACUCAGCUUCAAUACCCAUCACGUGUUACCAUUGGACCAGAUGGAAUUCAUAUGGAGACAAUGCCCCCAAAGGCAACAGUUUCCCCGUUUGGUAAAACAAAUGCUACUACUACUACUACUGUGCCAGUGCAGUCAUCUGCAAUAAAGACUUCCCAAGAUGUGUAUAAGAAUGAACAAGAGGAAGAAGAUGAGAUGAUGUAUUUUAAUCUCACUCGAAACGGUGGGUGUGAAGGAGAUUCACAUCUUUGGUCACAAACACGAGAUACAGCCACAGUGAGUUUUAUUUUACCCACAAUGGAGACAAAAGCAAAGGAUAUUUGUAAUUUUCGCUUAAUAGCUGAGGAACAACAGGACCGAACCUCUGUUUGUGUACUCAGUUUUAGUUUAAGAGGUAUAGAAGGCGAACGACGAUAUGUUUUUCGAUACCCAGUAAAAGUUGAUGAGGAUAUUGUGGAUGGAUGUUGGCAGCUGCACUCACUUCCGACAAGGUCUCUGCGUCUUUUGAUAGUACAAUUGGUGAAGGAACCAGUGGCGAUGGGAAUGUCGCUUUGGUGGGAUAAAUGCUUCGUUACUGAUCAGACAGUUAUUGAUACGAGAAAGAUUGCGGAUAGAAACAAUGGGGCAGCUGCACGUGCAGAAGAAUUUAAAAAGGUCUGGGAUCAAGCUCAUGAGGAAUUCAAGAAACGGAUAGAUGAACGACAGCAGAAACCAAUUAUAAUUGAUAAUGAGGAGGAAGAGGAGGGUGAAGGUGAGGAGGAUGGCAAACGGUAA